GGCAGCAGCAGGAGGAGCGGUCACAGCAUCCAGCAGCGGGGCGGCCGCGGAGCGCCGCACUCCUUCACUCCUUCACUCCCUUCCCUCCCUCCCCGCAGGCGGGCGGGCGCGGCCGGGCGGGGCGCGGGCGGAGCGCAGCGGGCCGAGGAGGCGGAGCGGGGCCGGCCAUGAGCACGCAGGCGCGGGGCCAGGGCGGGCGCAGAGCGGCCGAUCCCGACGGCGAGAUGCCGGCCACCGAGAAGGACCUGGCGGAGGACGCGCCGUGGAAGCGGAUCCAGCAGAACACCUUUACCCGCUGGUGCAACGAGCACCUGCGCUGCGUCAACAAGCGCAUCGGGAACCUGCAGCAUGACCUGAGCGACGGGCUGCGGCUGAUUGCGCUGCUGGAGGUGCUCAGCCAGAAGCGCAUGUACCGCAAGUACCACCAGCGGCCCACCUUCCGCCAGAUGCAGCUGGAGAACGUCUCGGUGGCCCUCGAGUUCCUGGAGCGGGAGAGCAUCAAGCUGGUCUCCAUCGAUAGUAAAGCCAUAGUUGAUGGAAACUUGAAGUUGAUCCUUGGCCUGAUAUGGACCCUUAUCCUGCACUAUUCCAUUUCUAUGCCAGUGUGGGAGGAUGAAGGUGAUGAUGAUGCAAAGAAGCAGACUCCUAAGCAGAGGCUGCUGGGCUGGAUCCAGAACAAAAUUCCUUUGCCAAUCCACAACUUCAAUCAGAACUGGCAGGAUGGCAAAGCACUGGGUGCUCUUGUUGACAGCUGUGCUCCGGGCUUGUGCCCUGACUGGGAGACCUGGGACCCGAAGAAACCCGUUGACAAUGCUCGGGAAGCCAUGCAACAAGCAGAUGACUGGCUGGGUGUGCCACAGGUUAUUACCCCUGAAGAAAUUAUCCACCCUGAUGUGGAUGAGCACUCUGUGAUGACUUACCUGUCCCAGUUCCCCAAAGCCAAGCUGAAACCAGGAGCUCCUUUAAAACCCAAACUGAAUCCAAAGAAAGCAAGGGCUUAUGGCAGAGGGAUUGAGCCUCAUGGGAACAUGGUGAAACAGCCUGCCAUCUUCACAGUGGACACCAUCAGUGCUGGGCAGGGUGACCUGAUGGUUUUCAUAGAAGAUCCAGAAGGAAACAGAGAGGAGGCGAAGAUAACACCGUCCAGUGACAAGAACAAGACCUAUUCAGUCCAGUAUGUUCCAAGGGUUACUGGGCCUCACAAGGUGGGUUGUUCCUGUUGCCGGCAGCACAUCUCGAAGAGCCCGUUUGAAGUGAAUGUUGACAAAGCCCAGGGAGAUGCAAGCAUGACAGCAAAGGGACCAGGACUGGAGGCAACAGGGAACAUUGCCAACAAGCCUACCUUUGACCUCUACACAGCAGGUGCUGGUGUGGGUGAUGUGAAUGUGGAAGUGGAGGAUCCUCAAGGGAGAAGCCUUGCUGAGGUUGUAGUAGAAGACAAAGGCAACCAAGUCUACCGUUGCACCUACAAACCUGUUCAAGCUGGUCCUCACAUUGUCAAAGUGACUUUUGCCGGGGAGGCAAUUCCCAAAACUCCUUGCACUGUUCUUGUUGGAGAGGCCUGCAAUCCAACGCAUGCCGGCCACGGUCGAGGUCUGCAGCCCAAGGGCGUCCGCAUGAGGGAAAACGGCGACUUCAAGGUUGAUCGAGAGCAGCGGGGAGCGGAGACCCUCGGAGUGACUAUAAAGGGACCAAAGGGCUUGGAGGAGUUGGUGAAACAAAAAGGCUUUAUGGAUGGUGUAUAUGCAUUUGAAUAUUAUCCAGCUACCCCAGGGAAGUAUGUUGUCACGAUUACAUGGGGUGGGCACAACAUCCCAAAAAGCCCCUUUGAAGUUCAAGUGGGUCAUGAAGCCGGUCCUCAGAAAGUGCGAGCCUGGGGGCCAGGGCUUCAUGAGGGAAUUGUGGGCAAAUCGGCUGACUUCGUGGUCGAGUCCAUUGGCACAGAAGUUGGCUCUCUUGGCUUUGCAAUAGAAGGCCCUUCUCAGGCUAAAAUUGAGUGUGAUGACAAGAAUGAUGGCUCAUGUGAUGUGAAGUAUUGGCCCAAAGAGCCCGGUGAAUAUGCUGUGCACAUCAUGUGUGAUGAUGAGGACAUAAAAGACAGCCCUUACAUGGCCUUCAUCCGACCGGCUUCAGGAGACUUCAACUCGGAUAAGGUGAAGGCCUAUGGCCCAGGCCUGGAGAGGACUGGCUGUAUAGUGAACAAUCCUGCUGAGUUCACAGUUGAAACCAAGGACGCUGGGAAAGCACCUCUGAAGAUGUAUGCCCAGGAUGGAGAAGGAAACCCUAUCGAUAUCCAGAUAAAGAGCAAGCCUGAUGGUGUGUUUGCCUGCUCAUAUGUGCCAGUUAAACCAAUCAAACAUACAAUUUCUGUUGUCUGGGGAGGAGCCAAUGUGCCCAACAGCCCAUUUAGGGUCCUUAUAGGUCAAGGGAGUCAUCCUCAGAAAGUGAAAGUGUUCGGACCUGGUGUGGAGAGAACUGGCCUGAAAGCAAAUGAGCCAACUCAUUUCACUGUGGACUGCACGGAUGCAGGAGAAGGUGAUGUCAGUGUUGGAAUUAAGUGUGAUGCUCGUGUGGUCAGUGAUGAGGAAGAGGACAUAGAUUUCGACAUCAUCCACAAUGCUAAUGAUACGUUCACAGUGAAAUAUGCCCCACCUGCUGCAGGGCGCUACACCAUUAAAGUACUUUUUGCAGGAGAGGAAAUUCCUGCCAGCCCAUUUAGAGUUAAAGUGGACCCCUCGCAUGAUGCCAGCAAAGUGAAAGCUGAAGGACCUGGGCUGAACAAAACUGGUGUGGAAAAUGGCAAGCCAACUCACUUCACUGUGUUCACCAAGGGAGCUGGAAAAGCACCACUGGAUGUGCAGUUCAGCAGCCCAGUGGGAGAGGCGGUGGUGGAUCUGGAUGUCAUUGACAACUAUGACUAUUCCCACACUGUUAGGUACACUCCCAUACAGCAGGGUCCAAUGAAGGUUUCGGUAACUUACGGCGGUGAUCCCAUCCCUAAAAGCCCUUUCACUGUGGGCGUUGCUGCUCCGCUAGACCUAAGCAAAGUUAAAGUCAAUGGACUCGAAAACAGAGUGGAAGUAGGGAAGGAUCAGGAAUUUGUAAUUGAUACCAAAGGAGCUGGUGGGCAAGGUAAACUGGAUGUUAAUAUUUCCAGUCCUAUGAGAAAAGCUGUGCCAUGUCUGGUGGAACCGGUUCUGGGUAAGGAGUGCAGCACUGCAAAAUACAUCCCACGGGAAGAAGGACUGUAUGUGGUGGAUGUGAGUUAUGAUGGCAACCCAAUCCCAGGGAGCCCCUAUACUGUGGAGGCCACACUACCUCCAGACCCCUCCAAGGUAAAAGCUCAUGGUCCAGGUCUUCGAGGGGGCCUCGUUGGAAAACCAGCCCAAUUUACAAUAGAUACCAAAGGGGCAGGAACUGGAGGUUUGGGUUUGACAGUAGAAGGCCCAUGUGAAGCUAAAAUCGAAUGCUCAGACAACGGUGAUGGAACCUGCUCUGUCUCCUACCUGCCCAUGAAGCCUGGAGAGUACUUUGUAAACAUCCUCUUCGAAGAAGUUCACAUUCCCGGCUCACCCUUUAAGGCAGACAUAGAAAUGCCGUUUGAUGUCUCUAAAGUCAUUGCCACAGGCCCAGGUCUGGAGCGUGGUAAAGUAGGUGAGGCAGGGCUGCUGAAUGUCGACUGCACGGAAGCAGGUCCCGGGGACCUGCGGGUGGACAUGGUGUCAGAUACUGGUUCUAAAGCCGAGGUCCAGAUCGAUGAUAACAAGGACGGGACCUACGUUGUUACGUACGUGCCGCUCUCAGCCGGCAUGUACACAAUCAAGAUGAGAUACGGAGGAGAGCAAGUGCCUAAAUUCCCAGCCCGGGUCAAAGUGGAGCCAGCUGUGGACACAAGCAGAGUUAAAGUGUUUGGGCCAGGAGUGGAAGGAAAAGAUGUCUUCCGAGAAGCUACAACUGAGUUCACUGUGGAUGCUCGACCUCUAACGAAGGCCGGUGGUGACCACAUCAGGACACAGAUCACGAGCCCGUCCGGCUCCCCCACAGACUGUCUCAUCCAAGACAAUGCUGAUGGAACAUAUUCAGUAGAGUACACGCCGUUCGAAAAGGGUCCGCACACAGUCAGCGUAACGUACGAUGAUGUACCUGUGCCAAACAGCCCCUUCAGAGUGAAUGUGACAGAGGGCUGCCAUCCAUCACGUGUGAAGGCACAAGGACCUGGACUCACAGAGGCUUUCACAAAUCAGCCAAACCCCUUUUCGGUUGUCACCAGAGGGGCAGGAAUUGGUGGCCUUGGAAUAACUGUUGAGGGACCUUCAGAAUCUAAAAUUAGCUGUAAAGAUAACAAAGAUGGGAGCUGCAGUGCCGAGUAUAUUCCUUAUGUUCCAGGAGAUUACGAUGUUAACAUCACGUAUGGGGGAGAGCAUAUUCCUGGCAGUCCUUUCAAGGUUCCUGUAAAGGAUGUUGUGGAUCCCAGCAAGGUGAAGAUAGCAGGACCAGGUCUGGGAACAGCUGUUCGAGCUAAAAUCCCACAGUCCUUCACUGUAGAUGCCAGCAAGGCAGGAGUAGCACCCCUCGAGGUGGUGGUGACAGGACCCAGAGGAGUUGUGGGGCCUGUUAAUGUGGUAGACAAUGGAGAUGGCACCCACAGUGUGUACACCCCUAUGCAGGAGGGACCCUACCUGAUCUCUGUCAAAUAUGCUGAUGAAGAUAUUCCUCGAAGUCCCUUCAAGGUGAAGGUGCUUCCUACAUAUGAUGCCAGUAAGGUGACAGCGAGUGGACCAGGUCUCAGUUCCUAUGGCAUUCUAGCCAGCCUGCCUGUGGAGUUCGCUGUGGAUGCUAAGGAUGCUGGGCAGGGACUUCUGGCUGUACAGAUCACUGACCAAGAGGGCAAACCCAAGAGAGUGGACAUUCAUGACAACAAGGAUGGCACUUACACAGUCACCUAUGUUCCCGACAAAACGGGCCGCUACACGAUUGGUGUUAAGUAUGGUGGAGAUGAUAUCCCAUCCUCUCCCUAUCGGAUCCGGGCAUCUCCAUCUGGGGAUGCCAGCAAGUGCUUGGCCACAGGUCCUGGAAUUGCACCCACUGUGAAGACUGGUGAGGAGGUUGGUUUCGUGGUAGACGCCAAAUCAGCAGGGAAGGGAAAAGUGACGUGCACCGUCCUCACGCCAGAUGGGACAGAAGCUGAAGCAGAUGUUGUUGAAAAUGAGGACGGGACUUACGAUAUCUUUUACACUGCCGCCAAACCAGGAACCUACGUGAUUUAUGUCCGCUUUGGUGGGGUGGACAUUCCCAACAGCCCUUUCACCGUCAUGGUUACAGAAGAAGCUUAUGUCCCUGUUGGAGACAUGAAUGGCAUGGGAUUCAGGCCCUUUGAUUUGGUUAUCCCAUUUGCUGUAAGGAAAGGAGAAAUAACAGGUGAAGUACACAUGCCCUCUGGAAAGACGGAUACGCCAGAUAUCGUGGAUAACAAAGACGGCACAGUUACAGUGAAAUACGCUCCUACUGAGGUCGGGCUGCAUGAAAUGCACAUAAAGUACAUGGGAAAGCACAUCCCAGAGAGCCCUCUGCAGUUCUAUGUGAAUUACCCCAACAGUGGCAGUGUGUCUGCAUAUGGGCCUGGCCUCAUUUACGGGGUUGCCAAUAAACCAGCAACUUUUACCAUUGUCACGGAAGAUGCAGGAGAAGGUGGGCUGGACUUGGCUAUUGAAGGACCUUCAAAAGCAGAGAUCAGCUGCAUUGAUAACAAAGAUGGGACGUGCACAGUCACGUACCUGCCUACUCUGCCUGGGAACUACAGCAUCCUGGUCAAGUACAAUGACAAACACAUUCCAGGCAGCCCAUUCACGGCUAAGAUCACAGAUGAUAACAGAAGACGGUCUCAGGUUAAGCUUGGUUCUGCUGCUGACUUUAUGUUGGACAUCAAUGAGACUGACCUCAGUCUCCUAACAGCCAGCAUUAAAGCCCCAUCUGGUCGUGAUGAGCCUUGUCUUCUGAAGAGGCUGCCCAAUAACCACAUUGGCAUCUCAUUCAUUCCACGGGAAGUAGGAGAACAUCUGGUUAGCAUCAAGAAAAAUGGGAGCCAUGUACCAAACAGCCCUGUAACAAUCAUGGUGGUCCAGUCUGAGAUCGGGGAUGCCAGACGGGCAAGAGUUUUUGGACGUGGCUUGGUAGAAGGACGAACCUUUGAAAUGUGUGACUUCAUUGUAGACACAAGAGAUGCAGGUUAUGGUGGGAUCUCACUGGCAGUUGAAGGACCCAGCAAGGUAGAGAUCCAAACUGAAGAUCUAGAAGAUGGAACUUGCAAAGUGUCCUAUUUUCCAACUGUACCUGGCGUGUACAUUGUGUCCACUAAAUUUGCAGAUGAACAUAUUCCAGGCAGCCCAUUCAGUGUGAAGAUAAGUGGUGAAGGAAGAGUUAAGGAGAGCAUCACACGAACAAGACGAGCUCCCUCUGUUGCAACAGUAGGAAGCGUAUGUGAUCUGAACCUAAAAAUCCCAGAAAUUGACUGUAGAGAUAUGGAAGCACAGGUAACUAGUCCCUCUGGGAGAAACUUCAAUGCCGAAAUUUCAGAGGUUGACAAAAACACCUACUGCGUCAGCUUUGUGCCACAAGAAAUGGGAGUCCACACUGUGGAUGUCAAAUACAGAGGGCAGCCAGUGCCAGGCAGCCCCUUCCAGUUCACUGUGGGGCCACUGGGCGAGGGAGGAGCCCAUAAAGUGAGAGCUGGAGGCCCGGGGCUCGAGCGUGGAGAGACAGGUGUUCCAGCUGAGUUCAGUAUAUGGACACGGGAAGCUGGAGCUGGAGGACUAUCUAUUGCUGUAGAAGGCCCAAGUAAAGCAGAAAUCACCUUUGAUGACCAUAAAGAUGGAUCAUGUGGUGCAUCAUACAUAGUUCAAGAGCCAGGCAACUAUGAGGUGUCCAUAAAGUUCAAUGAUGAGCACAUUCCUGAAAGCCCCUACCUGGUUCCUGUCAUCGCCCCCUCCGAUGAUGCUCGCAGGCUCACUGUCACUAGUCUUCAGGAGUCUGGAUUAAAAGUUAAUCAGCCGGCAUCCUUUGCUAUAAGGCUGAACGGGGCAAAGGGCAAGAUCGACGCUAAAGUCCACAGCCCCUCUGGAGCUGUCGAAGAGUGCCAUGUGUCUGAGCUGGAGCCAGAUAAGUACGCCGUUCGGUUCAUCCCCCACGAGAACGGCGUCCACUCCAUCGACGUGAAGUUCAACGGGAGCCACGUCGUGGGCAGCCCGUUCAAAGUGCGUGUGGGCGAGCCCGGGCAGGCGGGCAAUCCCACGCUGGUCACGGCCUACGGAUCCGGCCUGGAGAGCGGCACCACGGGACUGCAGUCGGAGUUUUUCAUUAACACGACCAAGGCUGGUCCAGGUACCCUCUCUGUUACAAUUGAAGGGCCAUCAAAGGUGAAAAUGGACUGCCAGGAAACUCCAGAAGGUUACAAAGUCAUGUACACACCCAUGGCUCCAGGAAACUAUUUAAUUGGAGUUAAAUAUGGUGGACCUAACCACAUAGUGGGCAGCCCCUUCAAGGCAAAGGUUACAGGACAGCGACUGGUUAGCCCAGGCAGUGCCAACGAAACUUCUUCCAUCCUGGUGGAGUCGGUGACGAGGUCAUCCACUGAAACUUGCUAUAGCGCCAUUCCCAAAUCCACCUCGGAUGCUAGCAAAGUGGUUUCCCGUGGAGCAGGACUCUCAAAGGCUUUUGUGGGUCAGAAAAGUUCUUUCUCUGUGGACUGCAGCAAAGCAGGUUCCAAUAUGCUGUUGGUCGGUGUCCACGGACCUACAAUACCGUGCGAAGAGGUGUCCAUCAAGCAUUUGGGCAGCCAUCAGUACAACGUCACUUACGUCGUCAAGGAGAGGGGUGACUAUGUCCUGGCAGUGAAAUGGGGUGACGAGCACAUCCCCGGGAGUCCCUUCCAUGUCACUGUUCCAUAAACAGCACCAGUCUCCCUCUGUGUUUGCAGUCCAGAUGCAGAGUUAUCCUGGGUGCAGUCCUGUUGCAAAAUGCAGUAUCUAGAUACACACGGCUCACAUUUCAAUACAGUCAGAUGUAAACUCUGUAACUAUUUUGUACAAGCAUUUCACUUCUAUCCUACUUACCAACCUGAUGUCAAUCUAUUUAAUAUCCUCCUCAAAUUGUACCUUUGCAGUACUGUCCGGGUCACUUUUAAUGUUCGGAGAAUCAUAUGGAUGACUAGACACUAAUUUCCCUUGCGGAUGUUAAAGACUUUGGAUGUUAAUUGAAAACUGGAAUUUGUCUUUGUAAUUGGGUAUCUUAACUACUGAUUUUAUUUGACUGGAGACUUUACAUUUUAGUUAUGGAAUAUGACUUGGGCUGUCCCCAGUUCAAAUUCUUUUCUGUAAAGAAAUGAGGUAAAACUGGUACUAUAAUAGGUGCCUUUCUAUACUUGAUCAAUUUUAACGCUUAACAUUAUAAAAAGCUACUAUAAGUGGCUUUACCACUCAAAUUUAAAAUGUUUCUGAAAAUGCUCUGCUAGUGGUUUACAUUUAGAAAAAGUUUAUCUUUUACAGAAAACCAAAAGCAGAUUGAAAUCGACUUCCUGGAAGCUUUCAGCCUUUCUAUAUUAAUGCUUUGUAACUCUAGACAGGUAGCUUUUUGUCCAUGAUGCUAGCAAUGCGGUUUUUAAUUAGCUUGGGAUUCUGGUGAUGUUUCUGUAACUUUACAGGUAACUCCCCACACUCUUUUUAUUUAAGAACAAGCCCCUGGAUUGGCUGGGUUAAGUAAAUCCCCUAAACUUGCCGAGCCAGGGAUAGUUCUCGCCUGUGUGACCCACAGCUGCUGCAGGACAGAGCACCACGGUGUGUUGGGAUGAUGACCAGCAGUUUCCCUGGAGGCCACGGGCCUGAGGAGUAGUUGAGAUGGUGCAAAGAAACCAGCCUGGGAAGGGGACCCACAGCUGCAGUGGGGUGUGGGGAGGGAGGGAGGGUGUGUGAACCUACCCGUAAUAGCAGUACAAAUAAUAGCAAUAGUACCAUGAACAGACCCAUCUUUGGUCCAAGGUGUUUUUUUGUGUCUCAGUCCAAGGACAUGCCUGAAGCACACGUGUCUUCUGAAAUCCCCUUUGUGCUGCAACAGGCAUUGCUGAGGAGGGUCAGGGAGUGGAAACUUCCUUAUAACUUGUCUGUUUGUCCCGGAUUGCUCCACGCUCCUUCCCAAGUGCAUAUCUGAAUUGCUGUCAGCUGCUGGGGCUUUAGUAGACUCUCCUAAUGAGCUUUAACUCUGCAACUAAGAGAAGGUAGGAUUUGUUGAAAUGUCACUGUCCCUUGGGAGAAGUUCAUGCUUAUGGUUCUGUAGUUACAUGUGGAUGCACUACUCUCCAGCACAGUCAUUGGGAAAAUAAAGGAACAUUGAGGGUUUUUUUACUGUGCUUUUUUUUGUGCCUUAAUGUGAAAUGCUCACUACAUUGUAAAGUAGGAAUUUAAAACAAAAUAAACUGGAAUAAAAAUACAGGAUUGUAAAAUUGUAUGUUAUAACUUAUUAAAUAGAAAUGUUUGCUUCAUUAAAAUGUGCAUGUUAAAAACAA
Molecule: messenger RNA, 9553 nt
Organism: Chiroxiphia lanceolata (lance-tailed manakin)
Lineage: Eukaryota; Metazoa; Chordata; Aves; Passeriformes; Pipridae
Gene: FLNB
Product: filamin B
Biological process (GO): actin cytoskeleton organization
Molecular function (GO): actin filament binding
Source: RefSeq, a predicted model, not a curated record